AUGCCACGCUACGGCAAUGGAGCUCCAGAGGGCGAUGAUGCUAACCGCAGCCGUCUCUUUGGCAACCGGAACGGGAAUCCUUACUCUCCUCAGGGCGGUGGGCACGCCGCCGCGAGUUCCGGAUCUUCUCGGAGCGGUGGAUACGGCGGAGCACCCUCUAGCUACGGUAGCGGCACUGGAUACGGAAGUUCUUAUCAGCACCCACAGCGGUCUCAGUAUCAGGACGAUGGCCAGCCAGGCGCUAGCCGAUCUCAAGUGAGUGACGAUGAAACGGAGAACAUCAAGGGAGAGAUCAGGGAGGUCAAAUAUAAAACCAAGAAAAGCACCGCAAAUGCAUUAAAAAUCGCUGCCCAGACGGAGGAAACCGGUUCAGCAAUUCUCGACUCUCUCCGGGGCCAGGGCGACCGUUUAACCAAUACCGAGCAAAACCUGGGCACCGCCGAGAUCCAAAAUCAUAUUGCGGAAGAGAAGACACGGGAACUACAACAUGCUAAUCGCGGAUUGUUUUCUCCUAAUCUGAAGGGCCUAUUCCAUUCUAAAGGCCGCGCUCGGGAUGAGGAAGCUAGGAUAAUUGCCCGCAAUCGGCAUGAGAGGGAGGAAAGAGAUAGGACCAGGGCGUUUGGAUAUGAUAGCAAGAAUGUGAUUGGAAGGGGCAUCAAUACAACAGCUGAGCGCGCCGAGAGUGAGAGGGAGCCAAGCGAUCCCGAGAGAUCCCGACAUCAAUUUGAGCCAGACUCGGACGAUGAUCGUGCGGAGGAUGAGAUUAACUCCGAUUUGAAUCAGCUGGUGGCUGUUACCGCACGGUUGAAAGGGAUAGCUAUUGCUAGUGGUAAAGUGGUUGAUAGACAGAACGAGCAGAUCAACAGGAUCACGGAGAAGGUAUUUCUGUCACCCCAUCCAAUUGAUUGAAACAGUAUUGACCUGUGGAAACAGAGUGAUCAUGUCGAUGACCAGAUCAGCCUCAACCAGAGAAGACUCCGCAAAUUUUAG
Tuber aestivum (summer truffle) is the source of this 990-nucleotide messenger RNA. NCBI's taxonomy places the organism in Eukaryota, Fungi, Ascomycota, Pezizomycetes, Pezizales, Tuberaceae. The record is from the annotation of a GenBank genome assembly.